This is a messenger RNA of Xenia sp. Carnegie-2017, 795 nucleotides long. Its product is annotated as nucleotide-binding oligomerization domain-containing protein 2-like. NCBI's taxonomy places the organism in Eukaryota, Metazoa, Cnidaria, Anthozoa, Malacalcyonacea, Xeniidae. The record is from RefSeq and is a predicted model, not a curated record. Gene Ontology annotation, cellular component: cytoplasm. The transcript has a single exon. The coding region runs from base 1 to 795 and encodes 264 amino acids.
AUGUUUAAGUCAAAUCCAAAAAGCAAGUUGCAUCCUAUUUCCAUUUUAGUCAUCGGAAGGCCAGGAAUUGGUAAAACUAUGUUGACAAAAAAACUUAUUCAUGAAUGGGAGACAAAUGAAGACGAAUUUUGGCGAGAUAAGCUGGUCAUUUUAUUGCAAUGUCGUUCUAUUGAAAAGAAAGACAUUACUUUUGAAGAAAUGAUAAGAAAUUGCGUUGGACUUUCAUUUGAACAGUUUUCAGGUAUUUACGAAUUUAUAAUGUUAAAUCCUGAAAGAACUGUUCUUGUCGUCGACGGUCUUGAUGAAUUGCCUUUAGAUAAUGGAGUUCUUCAAACUGACAACUCAGGGUCCCCUAAUGAAAAAAGGGCCGUCAUUAGACACUUAAGUAAGCUUGUUGAAGGUCAACUAUUGCCUUAUGUUACUGUUCUUAUUACAUCACGACCCACUGCUGAACGUAAAUUUAUAGAUAUGAAAGAUAUGAAAUUCACAAGAACAUUUGAAAUCUUGGGCUUUUUUGAGGAUGAGAUAAAAGUAUUCGAGGAAAAGUUUUGUCAUGAAGAUAGGAAUAUCGCUGACCGUAUUCUAAAUAAGAUUGAAAAUUCUCUUGAACUUCGCAGCUUUUGUUAUAUCCCUAUUAACACUAAAAUUGUUUGUAUGACAUUAAAGGAAUGUUUUGCAAAUGAUGAAAACUAUAGUCCAAAGACUAUGUCUGAAUUGUACAAUAGAGCAAUUAAAGUUUUACUAUGGCAAAGCCAUCCACUUCUCAGGGGCAAGACUACACCAAAGGAUUACUAA